Molecule: messenger RNA, 3320 nt
Organism: Lucilia cuprina (Australian sheep blowfly)
Lineage: Eukaryota; Metazoa; Arthropoda; Insecta; Diptera; Calliphoridae
Exons: 3
Coding region: 573-2888 (771 amino acids)
Biological process (GO): regulation of synaptic transmission, glutamatergic; G protein-coupled glutamate receptor signaling pathway
Cellular component (GO): membrane
Molecular function (GO): group II metabotropic glutamate receptor activity
Source: RefSeq, a predicted model, not a curated record
UCAAACAGUCUUUGACGGUUGAGCAAAGUGAAAAGAUGUAUUUGUCUGCUUUCUGUUAAGAAAUCAAACAAAAAUUUACACAAUAAAAGAAAAAACGAAAAUUAAUAAGAAAAAAAGAAAAGAAAGAGGCAAUGAUAUAAAACAAAAAGAAAAUAUUUUUAAACGCCGCGUACCAAACGAAGUGUAAAAACGAAACCAAAACGCGAAAACGAAUCUUUUGUAGAAAAAAAAAAACAAACAAAAAAUCAAAAUAAGAAUCGCUAAGAAAACCGAUGCCAAGUUAGCAACACACGAAGUGCAAAAUCAACAGCAAAAAAAAAAAAAAAAAAAACACAAAUGUGGCAUGGUUUAGGCCAAACACGAAACCAAACAUUCAAGUUGCAUACAGUUUAGUUUUAGACCAACAACAAGAUCAGCAGCAAAAGCAAGCAACCAAGUGCAAUUUUAAAUGUUUAGCUAGUGUGGAAAUUUUUACUGUUGUAGUUGUUGUUGCUGCUGGCAUUGUGGAUAGUUUACGGUCAUUUGUGCAGUGUUGCAACAUAAAUGCAUUUGCCCAUGUGCAUCAGUUAGGCAUGGUCCGUCACGAAAGACGGUCGAUGGCCGCAACUGCAAUCAGUAUAAUGUGUGCCAAACGUAGAAAAGCGCGGUGUUUACGAAAUUCCUUAAUAUCUUGGUUUACACUCCUCGUCUGUUUAGUGCAAUUUCACAAUGUGACAUUGGCCUUCGAUGACGCGGAAUUGGCCCACUAUGCUAAUGAAGCGGAUGUGGCGGGUGUGGGUCGUACCGCCCACGAGCCCAGAUUCGGUGAACGUUUGCUACCGUUGCGCAAAAAAUCCAACGUUAAUAUUAGCGGGAAUAAUCGAAAUUUGUUGAACAAAUCUUUAAAUCAAAAUAAUCAUGCAAUAAUAAGUGUAAGCACAGAGAAAAGUGUAAAUAGUCUAUUGAAAAGAAGUAAUUAUAUAGUGAGUCAGGAUAGUGACAUAAAAGUGAGAUCGAAUAAUAAACAAGUGACUAAUAUAAAACAUAAUAGUGAUCAUAAUAGUUUAGGAUCGGAAACUGAAGCAUUUACGCUUUCGGUGGCUGCUUUAGAGGAACAAACUUUGGAAACUAUAACACCGGCUACUACCAGAAAGAGACAAGCGAAGCAGUUGAGCCGAAGAGAAGAUAUAAAUGUAGCAGAGGCGGUACUGGUGGCCAAUGUUUCCAAAGCCGAUCGUUUGGUGGAAAUGUCCACAGAAUUUUUUGUAGUGCCAACCAGCUCAACAUUGCCACCAGCCAGCACUUUGGUACCCUCAAGAACUGGCUCCAAGGCCAGAGGUUUACCCAACUUUAUACAACCCUCAGUAACCGCUCCGGGAGGACCUCGCUCGGUUUUAAUAGUGGCCCCCAAAACAGCUGCUGGAGCUAAUAGUACAGCCACACCACCCACUAUAAUAUCGACUCAUCUUAACUUUACCGGUUUACGUAAGGAACCCUGGGUAGUGCCGGUAUUGGUACUGGCUUCUUUAACCAUGCUUAUGAUGGCAGCCUUUGAAAUAUUUGUGCUGUUUAAGGCUUGGAGAACCUCACCCUCAAGAAGGCAUCUUUUCUUGGGUCAAAUGUUACUACUGGGUUUAUUUGCCUGUGCGGGCUUAGGAGCCAUUAUAACCGCCCAACCCUCUUUGUUAACCUGUGGCACUAUACGUUUUGGUGUGGGUGUAGCCUAUGCCUUGGUAUUUGCCGCUUUACUGGUGAAAUGUGUUUUUCUUAUAAGUCUUAAUGGUGGUGUGUACUUGCCAGCUCCCUAUCAAGGUUUGCUGUUACUCUUUGCAGUGCUGAUACAAGUGGCUAUAGGAGCCCAAUGGCUGAUAACUUCACCCCCAGAGUUAUUUACCUUAUCUGUACCUUUUGGUGCUAAUAGUUUACUGGCCUCUACCAUGACGUCACAAAGUGAUCAUACAUCUUCUUCAUCAUCAUUCGCCUCUAUGUUUCAUGCUAGCGCUUCGACGGAUAUGUAUGCACGCAUUACCACGGCGGGCACAGUAUUAAUUCCCCUAUGUAAAACCCAAUUUUCGGAAUUUCUAUUUUCUCUUAUUUAUAUCAUAUUCCUGAUAGUAUUUGUCUCGGUUUUGGCUAUCAAAUCAAGAGGUAUUAGAGAUAAUUAUAGAGAAGCUACUUAUAUAGGUUUAGCCAUUGGUGGCGCUAUACCUAUAUGGUUGGGUUGGAUGUUGUGCGGUUUGGCGGUAGCCGAAAGACAUAAAGAUGCUUGCAUAGCAUUCGGCUUGGUAGCCACAUCGGCUACUGUAUUCCUGGUAAUGUUUAUGCCCAAGGGCCGUCAAUUGGCCGCCAUGGGCAAGGAGGGCCUGUAUGUAGAGGAUCGGGAAGAACAAUUUAGUUCUUUAAGUCGAGGCGGUUCGGGUUAUUCACCUUCUUUUUUCCACUUUAAACCCAUCAAAUAUGGAGUAAUGGGCGGCGGCGGAGGAGGCUUUCAAAAUUCAGCUUCUAAUUCGGGGAAUGGUGUUAAUAUGAAACAUUCUUCAAAUGGGUUAAAUGCAGGAGAUCGGGUUGCCUUAGUAACUGCUGCACCACCGAGUUAUACACGUAUGUAUCACUAUUUUCCAGCACACUUGACAACGCACCCGUUUUGUUUUUAUCCUCAACCCCCACCUCCACCACCAUUAGCACCACCUACCAUGACACAAUUGCCAGCUCCGCCAACACUUAAACAAUUGGGCAAUUCGUUGAGUUCUAUGACACAAGCACAUAUAGCACAAACAUUAAGAUAUCCAGGUUUAUUUAUACGUCCCGAUGAAACCAAUUUGUAUACAACUUUGGAACCUACUUUAAGCAGUAAUCCCAAUGUAUAUUUUCAACGUGGCGGUGCUGUUCAUCCCGGCAUGAUGUAUUAAUAGAACUUUAAGUAAUCAUCCCCCCUUUUCUAUAAAUUACUGAAAUUAAUUAUAAGUUUAAACAAGUAAUUAUACAUAAUACUCAUUAUUAAGUACAGGGUCUCAAACAGCAUAUAAAACAGUUUUAAAACGAACCCUUUUAAUCAUACAAUUAAAGUUUUAUGAAAAAAAUAUAUAUAAACAAAAACAUCACCACCAUAUAUUUAAGUUUUAAAUAUUUUACAAAAAACACUCAAGACUUUUUUAAUUUAAUUUAAAAUAAAAUAUAAAUAGUUUUAAAUCAUGAAAAGCAAACGCUCAUUAGUUGUUAAGUUAUACAUUCUAGUUUCUUAAAAAAAAAACAAAAACUCCAGCGCCUAAAUACUUGAUUGUUUACUUUAAUGUCAAUAAUUAAUAAGUGUUUAGAAAAAAAUUUAAGAACUUAAAAUUUAA